UCCAACAAACUCUGGUUGCUCUAUUUUGGCAAGUCAUCCACUUUUCUACUCUGCUUCCCAAAGUUUAAGAUUAUUUUAAUUCUGAAAAUGCAAAGCUGGUUUGCAAGAUUGGGCUCCGACGAUGCGGGCGGGGGACAAGAGCUCCAGCGCCAAACGACGCCGUCUUUGCUCUCCGAUUGGAACUCCUACGCUUCAUCACAAGAGAGCAGCAGUAGCUCCACCAUCGCCGGAUUCGAUCUCGAAUCCGCCGUUAGUUAUGCCAACGACAGCGUUUCCGGCACUUUCGACGUGGUCACAAAAGGAGUGAGAGACUUGCCAGGGAAUUUUCAGUCUGCCACUAGUAACAUCCCUUCAGGAAAAUUUCUCAUGUAUUUUGGCUUACUUUUAGCCACUGGAGUGUUCUUUAUCUUCAUGGCAUUUACUUUAUUCCUGCCGGUUAUAGUUUUGGUGCCCCAAAAAUUUGCACUAUGUUUUACCCUCGGAUGUGGAUUUAUUAUUGGUGCAUUCUUUGCUCUUAAAGGUCCAAAGAAUCAAUUUCUACACAUGUCAUCAAAAGAGAGACUCCCUUUCACAUUAGGAUUCAUAGGCUCCAUGAUCGGUACCAUUUAUGUGUCCAUGGUGCUUCAUAGCUACAUUCUCUCUGUAUUCUUCUCAGUCCUGCAGGUUCUUGCACUUGCAUACUAUGCCAUCUCCUACUUUCCUGGAGGAUCUGCUGGACUCAAGUUCCUCUCAUCUUCACUGUUUUCUUCAGUCCUAAAAUGUUUUGGCAGGUGACAUUGGCAUAGACACAUACUACGGUAGCUUCAACUAUAGAUGUUGGGAUAAGAGAACUUACACACGAUUUUAUAUGCUAUUUUUUGCGGGGAAACGAGUGCUUUAA
Molecule: messenger RNA, 880 nt
Organism: Daucus carota subsp. sativus
Lineage: Eukaryota; Viridiplantae; Streptophyta; Magnoliopsida; Apiales; Apiaceae
Product: protein transport protein SFT2
Exons: 4
Coding region: 88-774 (228 amino acids)
Biological process (GO): vesicle-mediated transport
Cellular component (GO): membrane
Source: RefSeq, a predicted model, not a curated record